Molecule: messenger RNA, 378 nt
Organism: Ostreococcus lucimarinus CCE9901
Lineage: Eukaryota; Viridiplantae; Chlorophyta; Mamiellophyceae; Mamiellales; Bathycoccaceae
Exons: 2
Coding region: 1-378 (125 amino acids)
Source: RefSeq, a predicted model, not a curated record
AUGUCGUGGACGUGGGAUUCCUUCGCCAAGGGCGCCGCCGACGCCGCCGAGACCACGCGUCUGGUCGCCAUCAAGGGCGCGAAACAGGCUGAAAUCAUGUACAAAGAGCGUAACAUCACGUCCACGACGCAACAAUUCGGCGUCGACUGCUUCGCGGCGAUGGAGGCGAACGAUCAGGCGCGCGCGGCGUCGCUCUUCGCCGCGGCCAAGCGCGAGGUCGACGCGUACCGCGCCGACAUCGCGCAGCUCAAUCGCGAGAUCGACGGCGUGAACGUCGAGAUAGAAAAUGUAGGUCGGGAGGACGCCGCGAGCGCGGCGCCGCCGGUCGUGCGGGCGACGCCGCCGAACGCGCGCGGCGCUUCGCUGCAAGACUUGUAA